This is a messenger RNA of Suillus subalutaceus, 1473 nucleotides long. Its product is annotated as Scd6-like Sm domain-containing protein. Lineage: Eukaryota; Fungi; Basidiomycota; Agaricomycetes; Boletales; Suillaceae. The record is from RefSeq and is a predicted model, not a curated record. Gene Ontology annotation, biological process: P-body assembly; cytoplasmic stress granule assembly. The transcript has 5 exons. The coding region runs from base 43 to 1092 and encodes 349 amino acids. Gene Ontology annotation, cellular component: P-body. Gene Ontology annotation, molecular function: mRNA binding.
GCAGAAAGCAAUUCCGCACAGUUCUAGCCUUUGACGACGAUCAUGGCACUGAGUUUUAUAGGAAAACCGAUUUCUCUCAUAUCUCAUUCCGAUGUACGGUAUCGAGGAAUACUGGCGGGCAUUGACCCUGCUGCUUCCACGAUCCAACUCUCAAAUGUGUUUUCUAUGGGUACAGAGUCUAGAAGGCCACCCUCAGAAUUCAUUCCUCCCGUCCAAGAACCAUACCAAUACAUAAUUUUCCGCGCGUCUGAGGUCAAAGAUCUUGCAGUUGAUGAACCAACUCCCCUUCGUAGUGUUCAUGACGAUCCUGCAGUGUUGGGGGCGUCUGCUCCUGGAACCCAACCCCAGUACGGUGCAUACGGUCCCCAAUACCAGCAGCCUGUAGCGGCCCAGCCGCCACCGCCACAAGCUCAGGCUCCCGCUUAUCCUCAGCCUGUGCCAGUACAAGAUGCGCCAGCUCCUCCGAUGGUCCCCGUUGUACAAACGAAUGACACACCAGGUCCUAGCACUGGCCCGAGCCGUGUCAGUUCGGUGCACACUGCCGCUGCUUCAAUGGAAACAGUUCAACGCGCUUUGGGAGACUUACGUGGAUCCGGCAAUGCCGCGCCCACGCAUGGAGGUCGUGGCGGCCGGCGUGGUCAUCACGUCCAUGGUGGAGAGACAAAAGAUAUUAAGGUGCCUUCAACGGAUUUCGAUUUCCAGAGCUCGAAUGCUCGGUUCGACAAGACGGCAGUUGCACCAAAGAAGAAGGAUGGCGACAAUGAGAAUAGUGUUCCCUCCGACCGUGACUCGCCGACGGACACCAAGGAUGACAAAGACGAUGUGGCUUAUAACCCAACGAAAUCAUUUUUCGAUUCUUUAUCGUCUUCAACGCAGGCUGCUCCGCCACCAACACGAGGCACCGGUGGACGGCGAGGUGGUGGAGGCAGAAAUCGUAGGGAGGAAGAAAGGGAGCGUAACGUCGCUACAUUUGGUGAGCCUGGGGGUGUAGGACUGAUGGGCCCAGGCGCAUACGUUGGAGGUUGGGGUGGAUAUGGACGACGAGGAGGACGUCCAAGGGGACGUGGUGCGCCUCCCGUCGGGGGCCGUUAGGUACCCAUAAUUCUUACUUGCACCAGUUGUUCGUUCAUCUUUGCUGUUUCAGGCUAGUAAUCAUUUAUCACCCAGUAGUACGGAGUCCAUGCUUCAUUCGUGUCGGCGGCUAUGUUCCCUCUAAAGAGAUUGCAUGUGCUUUUCGCUGACACGUCAUGCAACAUAUAUUUCGUUGCAGAAUGGGGGCUUCCAAUAUUUUCUUGUCCCAAUCUCAACUUGCUGUCAAACAAAUAUUACGGUGUUAACGAUGCGGGACCUUGCACGCGACAGAUUGUCAGGAACCGUAGUAAAAUGAGUGAACCUCUAACUAGCCCAGGCCUUAGAGUCGACUACAGCUGCGUUGCUAAUGUUCAAUCACACUACUAUUACAAUGGUGCUGAG